Molecule: messenger RNA, 1599 nt
Organism: Misgurnus anguillicaudatus (oriental weatherfish)
Lineage: Eukaryota; Metazoa; Chordata; Actinopteri; Cypriniformes; Cobitidae
Gene: bhlha9
Product: basic helix-loop-helix family, member a9
Biological process (GO): positive regulation of transcription by RNA polymerase II; axon development; sensory organ development
Cellular component (GO): nucleus
Molecular function (GO): E-box binding; protein dimerization activity; DNA-binding transcription factor activity
Source: RefSeq, a predicted model, not a curated record
UCGAAUCAAUCCGCAGGUUUCCCAUGGCGAGCAGAGGAAGCUUUACCAGCUCCGAGUUUUCAGAAGAUGAACUGGAGGUGAACCUUGAGGGACCCGAAGAGCUGGACAGCAGCGAUGGCAGCAGCUCCAACUGUUCUUACCCCAAGCCAGAAGAGCGCCAGACCAAAAAGCGGAACCGUCCGGUGCGCUCCAAAGCCCGCAGGGUGGCGGCCAACGUGAGAGAGAGGAAACGCAUCUUGGAUUAUAACCAGGCCUUCAACGCUCUUCGAGUGGCACUGCAUCACGACCUGAACGGAAAACGACUGUCGAAGAUCGCCACGCUACAGAGAGCCAUCAAUCGAAUCUCCGCCUUAUCCGUCUUCCUCACCAACAACCCACCAGCUGGUGUGGCAAAGCCCUGCAGCCACCUCGACUGCCACGGUCAACCUGGUGGGCUGUGGCCAGAAACUGAACAAUCACCAUCGUUCCACCUUGAGACGCAAAACUUUCUGUCCUGGCGCCCACCACUCGCUCAUCGUAUCCAAAACCCCAUGCACAGGCUCUCCUCAGACCAACACGUUUUGAUGGACAAUCAAAGGCACACAGGCCCCGCUUGUCCUCCGUCUCCUCACUACCCCUGUUUUUCCUCUAAUACCCAGCUGUACACAAACGGACACUGCGGGACCCCUACUAGCGAUACGGCCAGCCCGCCCAGGUAUGGGAGAUCCAGUGAUACCGGGGGUCAUCAACCAGGAAUUUGGGGUUCUUGUGGCUCUAGUUAUGUGGACAAUUUCGGAGAACCGUUUCAGACGCUUCCCAUGCCCUGGCACAUGAGCUACCUGCAGGACAUCGGCCCUCAGCACAGCCAAAACACGCUUUGAUGCGUACACAUACACAAUGCAUCAUGAAAACUCUUGAAAGUAUUAAAUAAUGAGCACUUGGAAAUCACUCUCUGUUAGCAGGUGGAUUUCUGUGUUUUGAUCAUAAGGAACAAUUGUACAUAUUUAAAAUAUUAAUGUUAAAUAAAUAAUUAUAUUGGAAUAUACAUGAAUUUUGUGUUUCCCAUGGUGCUGUGAUAAACAGAAACAUGAUGAUGUCUCUGAAGACUGCUUGUCAAAAAUCUCUGGUGUUUGUCAUCAGUGAUUUAUAGACUUAAUAAAAUAUUCAACAUAGCAACGUACUAAACUGGUUUUCUUUCUUGUGAAAAUGUAGGCAUACAAAAACAUUUCUCUCUCUGUAGGUGUGUGUCACGUAGUAGUUAAAUACUGUACAUUUGGGUAUUUGUGUUUGUGAAAACGAAGUGUCUGUUCUUAUCUACUUAUUUUUGGUAUGGAGCUUUGAUCGUUGUCGUUCUUGGGCAAAAAGCAGCAAAAAAUGAAUUGCCCUAAUGUGGGAUUUCUGUGAAAUGUGCUUCACCCUCAUACAUGACCGGACAUUUGAGAGGUCAUGUAUGAUUUUUUUUUAUUUUUGUGAUGGCACUUGCAUUUAUGUAUUUUUGGGGGACCAUCAAACACUUGACCUUAGGUGUCCCACAUUAAGCAGCGUCCCACUUUAGGACAAUUCACACUAUUUAACAUAUUGAAAUGUUGUACCUUUUGGGGUACAAUACUAUACCCUAAG